Molecule: messenger RNA, 2514 nt
Organism: Toxotes jaculatrix (banded archerfish)
Lineage: Eukaryota; Metazoa; Chordata; Actinopteri; Toxotidae
Exons: 4
Coding region: 135-842 (235 amino acids)
Source: RefSeq, a predicted model, not a curated record
UCAGGCCUGAUGUGCGACAUAAUCACCUUGACAAAUAGGAAGUGAGAAGCACUUUUCUAACUGAGAGCGACGGAGCAGUUUCAGAUCAGAGCUGUGCUGGUCACACCGCUCUGUCUGUGAUUCUGGACCUGAUCAUGGAUCUGCUUUGGAGGAUCCUGCCUGUGUUUCUGGUCUGUGCAGAGGCUCAGAAUGUGACGGAGGUCCAUGUGAAACUGGGUCAAAAUGUCACCUUGACCUGCUCAGGGAAGCUUCAGAGCACCUACUGGUACGUCGAGGUCUACGGUCAACUGAACGGGUGCAUCGGCCGCACUUACUCUGAAAACUUUGAACCCAGCUACUACUACAACUCUCCCACGUUUAAAACCAAAUAUUGGCUCCUGAGGACGGAGCUAGUGGUCACAGACAUCACAGCAGAGGACAGCAGGCUUUACUUCUGUGCCAAGAGGACAAACGACAGCAUUGUUUAUGUGGACGCUUUCCGCCUCGUCUUAGAUCUCCCUACACCUCCGUCCACCAACGACUCAGAACCAAAGCCCCAGCAGGAGCAGCAGCCCUGGCUGAUGAGGUGUGAGCUGCUCACAUACGGCUCACUCACCCUGAACAUCUUCCUCACCCUCACACUAACAGGUUGGGUCUGUACGUCACUGUGUCUGAAGAGGAAGAGCAGGACCCUGCAGGUGAAUCAGCCUUCACCUGACACGUACUGUGUCCCAGAGGAGCUGGAGACACCACAGUAUGAGGAGAUCAGUCUCUCCCCCUCCAGAGCUCCUCCACCUGCUGCUCCUUCAGAAUGUAUCUACCACAAAGCUCAGCUUCCUGGCAACAUGCUGCCUCAGCGCUGACCGAGCCCGGACACCUGGACACUUGGACACCUGGACAACAGGAUGUGGACACUCAUGGAUCUGGACUGUUGUGUGACUUUUCUGGUAAAAGCACAAUAGUCUAAAUCACAGAAAAGUGAUGAGUAUUUAAUGAAGAGUGUUUCAGAAAAGUUUUACAGUCUGUCCUCAGGGGGACUCAGCUGCGGCCGGGUCAGGAACAGGGAUAAGGUGGGUUCAUAUUUAAGGUGGUUCAGCCAAAAACCCUCUUAAUGAUGUGACUGUAGUGUUUUUUUUAAUUGAUGAAAACCAGCAUCAGGAGACAUUAGUGGUGGACUCGUGUUAGGACUGGUGUGACCUGUCGGAUCACAAGAUGUUCUUGUGAUCUUUUUAAACGUGGACAUGUCCUCAGAUCUGUCUCAGUCUUGAAUUAUCUUGUUUACAGUAAAAUACUUCCUGUUGCUGUAAGUGCUCAGGUUCCGACUUCCAAAUCUUCCAGACCUUGGUGUAAAAGAACAAGUGAAGGUGCAGAGACGGACACAAAAACAAGUGACUGAGCCCUGUAGGACGUCUCUCAGCUCCGUCCAAAUACUUGGUAUGAAGUUCCCUUGUCUUAUGACUUUUAUCUCAGUUCCCUAAAGUUUUCAAAUCCACUGUUUUGUAGACCGGUUUCUGUUUUUGAAGGGAAAUUCAUAGAUUGCAUUUUCUCUCAAAAUAACUCUCCAAGCAAGAGUCACUUUUAAAACGCUCUCACUUUAGCAGCUGUUCCACUGUUUCACAGCACAUUUAGAUAAAUAACCUGCACGAGCCCGAUGCCUUUUAGAAUGUGAAACAGACAACAGAUAGUGGGAAGGUUUGGAGGUGUGAUCUUGCGGAGGUGUAAACAGCAUCUGUGCAGAUUCACAUUCAUAAGAAACAGCUGCACCCAUGCAACUUAACAGCAAAGUUCCCACCUCUCCUACAUGGCAAUGUGAUUUUUCAGUGUGGUCUGAGCAAAUGGAAACACAGAUGGAUCUUAUCCAUCGAAAACACUUUGCCUCCACGUGUCAGUGCUCUGAUCUUUGCGUGUUUUCAUCUCUUAUUUAUUUCCGCGGACCAUCAUGCAGCACUGCAGGUGCAGGGGUCCUGCAUGGCUGCAUGGUGCUGCCUGAUAAACUGCCUGUGGCAGCAGCAGAAACAUUUUUUUCAUUGACGUUCGAAAGCUCCAGGACAGCUGUUGGGCUGCAGCCUUACCUUUUACCUUGACUGAAUAAGUGAAGCAAACCAACAUCCUAAAACUGUGCCGGUGCGACAGCAUGAGGCUGUAGUUUUCUUAGACGUGUAUAAAGCGGACUGAUGUUGGUGACAGUGUGCUCUAAUAUCAGAGUCAGAACAAAUAAACAGCUUAUUUGUAUUUUUGGUUGACGAGAUGCUUCGAACUGAAUUCGAGAAACUUUUUUAUCUGCAGCACGAGUGUUUCUUCGAUGUGUAGAAGUCUUCAGGGGAAAAAGCAGUUUGCUGAAACCACAUCCUCCCUGCAGACUUCACACCUCCUCUGAUGGGAAAAUUAUGAGACGAAAGGUGCACAGACCUUCUUCCAUGUGACCAGCUCAGAGUUGGCAGUAAAUAGCAUGUUUAUGUUGUUUUUCAUGUAUGUUUAAUUAUCCAAUGCUUGAUUGUGAGUUCAUGUGAGGUUUAAAGGCCUCGGUCUUUAAAA